AUGGAACAACAACAACAACAUUCAUCAUCAGCAAACAGCAACAACAACAACAACAAUGGUACUAGUAGUCACAUGAACAGUGGUAGCAGGCAAAGCAGCACAAGGUGGACACCAACAACGGAUCAGAUAAGGAUAUUGAAGGAUUUAUACUACAACAAUGGAGUAAGGUCUCCAAGUGCAGAACAGAUUCAGAGGAUCUCUGCUAGGCUUAGACAGUAUGGUAAGAUUGAAGGCAAGAAUGUCUUCUACUGGUUCCAGAAUCACAAGGCCCGUGAAAGGCAGAAGAAGAGGUUCACUUCUGAUUCUACUACUACCACCAAUGUCAAUAAUCUUCCACUUCCAACCAUGCAUAGAGGAUCCACCAUUAACAACAACAACAAUGCUCCUAAUUGUUGGAAUAAACCUACUGAAGACAUUACUACUACUACUACCUUUCAUAGCAACAAGUAUUAUUCCAACAAUAUGCCAUCAUCAACUGGGAUUGCUUCUUCUUCUUCUUCUUCUGCUGGGAUGGUUGGUGUGGGCCAGAUGGGGAAUUAUGGCUGUGGAUCUGUUCCCAUGGAGAAGAGUUUUAGGGAGUGUACAAUAUCUGCAGGUGGAGGAAGCAGUGUUGGUGGUGCCAUAAACCACAACCUGGGAUGGGUUGGUGUGGAUCCUUAUUCAUCAACUUACACUGCUUUCUUUGACAAAAUAAGGCCUGAGAUUGAAACCCUUGAACAAGAACAAGGUGAUGAUAAUAAUGAUGAUGAAGAAAUUGAUGAUGUCACUGAGAUUGAAACCCUGCCUUUGUUCCCUAUGCAUGGUGAAGACAUCCAUGACUAUUGCAGCCUCAGAUCCAAUAAUUCUUCUUCUUCUUCUUUUAACUAUGAUCAUCAUCAUCAUGGAUUCAACAACGGUGGUUCUCGUGCUUCCUUGGAGCUUAGUCUCAAUUCCUACGGUCGCAAGUCUCCAGAUUAUGCUUGA
Arachis stenosperma is the source of this 963-nucleotide messenger RNA. RefSeq names its product protein WUSCHEL. Gene Ontology annotation, biological process: plant organ development. The coding region runs from base 1 to 963 and encodes 320 amino acids. The transcript is spliced from 3 exons. The record is from RefSeq and is a predicted model, not a curated record. Gene Ontology annotation, molecular function: DNA-binding transcription factor activity; DNA binding. Lineage: Eukaryota; Viridiplantae; Streptophyta; Magnoliopsida; Fabales; Fabaceae.